Camellia sinensis is the source of this 1896-nucleotide messenger RNA. RefSeq lists its product as uncharacterized. The record is from RefSeq and is a predicted model, not a curated record. NCBI's taxonomy places the organism in Eukaryota, Viridiplantae, Streptophyta, Magnoliopsida, Ericales, Theaceae.
AUGAGUGGAAGCUUUUCAGGCAACUACAAUUCCAUAAAACGAGAAGAGUACGACAGUGCAGAGGAGAUUCAUAGUUUUGAUGUUGUUUUUAGCUCAGAGGACAUUGGGCUUGUAAGGGAUGAUGGCGAGUCAAAUAAAAGCAGCAAAGUUGGCUCAGAAUUCAUAAUAGAUUAUAGUAAUGAAUUUGUGACUCAUGAGAUAUUCAAGUCUCGAGAUGAAUUAAUUCAGUGGGUACGUGAUGUUAGGAGGAGAAAUGGUUUGGUUAUUGUUGCGAAGAAAUCAUAUGCGGGUGGUCAUUCUUAUGCUAGGAAAUUAUCACAUGAGGAAACUUCUUUGUUGGUUGAUAUGUCAAAGAGUAUGGUACGACCAAGUGAGAUAUUAGUCACACUUAAACAACGCAAUAGUGAAAAUGUUUCCACAAUGAAAACAAUUUACAAUGCACAUCAACGGCAUAAAGUUUUUGAGAAGGCUGGGAGAUCUGAAAUGCAGCUACUAUUGGGUCAGUUAGCGGUGAACAAAUACAUAGAAUGGCAUAGGAACUGUAAAGAUACUAAGACUGUUACCGAUUUAUUCUUUGCACAUCUAGUUAGUUUGGAUUUGCUACGUGCAUUCCCACGCGUGUUACUAAUGGAUUGUACAAAUAAGACCAAUCGAUAUCGUUUGCAACUUUUAGAGAUUGUAGGAGUAACAUCCACUGAAAAGACUUUUUCUGUGGGUUUUGCAUACCGCCAGUAUGAGAGGGAGGAUAAUUAUGCUUGGGCACUUGGUAUUUUGCGUAGUUUGAUGGAUGAGAAUAGUCUUCCCAAUGUUAUUGUUUCAGACAGAGAAUUGAGUCUAAUGAAUGCUAUUGCAACGAUAUUUCCAUACGCUACAACAUUGGAAAUGAUAUUGGCAAAGUCCAAGCGAGCUUCUUUUGUCGGCAUUGACAUUGUUACAUGUGAUCCACAUUGGUCCAAGCUGGACAUGAUUAAUACUCCUAAAAAAUCAAAUUCAUUUUUGGAUUACAAAUCAGAGUUGGAUAUGUUUGCUCGACGUUACGAAGAGGUAGAUCGAACUAUGCAGGUUCAAAUAUUAAAGAAGUUGAGGGAGAUACAUACACCUGAGAGUACAUUCUUCAUUGAACCUGAAGUGAAGCUUAACCCACGAGGUCAACCAUCCUUGAAGAUUGAUACUUCUACUCGUCGUGAGCCCUCUGCCUUUAAGUUUGUUUCAUCUACACAGGACAGCUAUUCACCAAGUGUAGGUAUACCCACACUGAUCAACAACAAAAAAACCAAUUUGUCUUUCGUAGGUGAAUUUCCUUCAAGUUUGAGGCCAUAUAUUCAACUCGUGAAGAAUGUUAAUGCUAAUGGUAAUUGUGGAUUUCAAACCAUUGUUGGAUUGAUGGGAUUUUGGGAAGAUGGAUGGUUGCAAGUGAGGAAAGAUUUACUACAAGAAUUACAUGCCCAUAUAGAUCGCUACAAGAGUUUAUUUGGGGGUCAAGAAAGAGUUGAUGAGUUAACUACUACUUUAGCGUAUUUUGAAUCAAAUGCUGCAUAUAGUCAUUGGAUGACAAUGCCUGACAUGGGUCAUCUGAUAUUAUCUUUUUACAAUGUUGUGUUAUUUCACUUAUCUUCUCAACAAUGCCUUACUUUUCUCCCUCUUAGAACGAUCCCAAUGCCGAUUGCAUCUCGCAAGGAGAUAUGUAUCGGGUUCGUCAACAACAACCAUUUCAUUCAGGUCUUCUUGGCGCAUGGUCACCCGAUGCCACCUAUAGCAACAAAUUGGCAACGUUACCAUUUAUGUGCUGCUGCAGGAUGGGAGACAACUUACAAUGCCCAAGUACAACAUUUCACUUCACUCGUAGGAUCGAGUGUAGCAACAACUGAGACAAUAGAGUUAGAUGUAGACAUAUGA